Gaeumannomyces tritici R3-111a-1 is the source of this 1218-nucleotide messenger RNA. RefSeq lists its product as hypothetical. Lineage: Eukaryota; Fungi; Ascomycota; Sordariomycetes; Magnaporthales; Magnaporthaceae. The record is from RefSeq and is a predicted model, not a curated record. The transcript is spliced from 3 exons. The coding region runs from base 607 to 1218 and encodes 203 amino acids.
CCUUAUCAGCAGCCACCGUGACGGCUUACGCGUAGCCACUGGCUAUCGGGCGGCGGGCGCGCGCGCCUGAGACAAGGACAGCGCCUGAGACAAGGACAGCGCGGGGCGCUCCCCUCGGCUGACGAUUGCCAGACUUGGCAUUGGUCCGUGUAGCGGCCCUUCGGAUGCAGCAAGCAGCAGUGGGUGGAUGGGCGGGCGGUGGCUUGGUGACCUGGUCCCUGUGCCCGCGGGCCAAUCCGCGGCGUCAACGGCCAUUCGUGCAACUUGGUAGUCAGCGCCACUAAGCCAUAGGAGAGCUAGGCUAUUGUGUGUGUUUCGACUCAGCUGCACUGGGGAUGCCGUGCCCGCCCACCAGGAGAUAUCGACUAAGCGCACCCCGGCGGCCGGGUAAGGGAAGCCCCUCACUGGCAUUGGCACCACACCGAGAGGCUUUCCUGAUGGGGUGGGUGAUGGAUGGAUGGCAGGCUAGUAUAUAACCUGGUCGUUCCCCCUUCAACGUUUGUCGCGGAGAUGGAUCUGUUCCACAGCGAGCCUGGCUGAACCCCUUAGCCCUCGCCUAUAGUCCCUUUUUCGCCCAUACCAGCUCCCCCACCGCGGCCCGCAACCAUGAAGCUCUCGGUGCUCCUGUCGUUCGUCGGCCUGGCCGUCGCGGCCCCCAUCCCCGAGCCCGCCCCUCCGGGAAUCCCGUCCACCACGGCCGCCAAGGCCCAGCUCGCGGGCCUCACCGUGGCCCCGUCGAGCACCGGCACCGGCUACAGCAGGAGCCUCUUCCCCCACUGGAUCGCCGUGUCCGGCAACUGCAACGCCCGGGAGACGGUGCUGAAGCGCGACGGCACAAACGUCGAGACCAAUGCGGCCUGCAACGCCGUGUCGGGCACGUGGGUGAGCCCCUACGACGGCGGCAGGUGGACGAGCGCCUCGGACAUCCAGAUCGACCACAUGAUCCCGCUGAAGAAUGCCUGGAUUUCCGGUGCCGCCUCCUGGACCACGGACAAGCGCCAGCAAUUCGCCAACGACCUCACCCGCCCCCAGCUCUGGGCCGUGACCGGCAGCGUCAACGGCGCCAAGAGCGACAGCAGCCCCGACAAGUGGAAGCCGCCCCUGGCGUCCUUCUACUGCACCUACGCCAAGUCCUGGGUCCAGGUCAAGAGUUACUGGGAGCUGACCAUCACGGGCGCCGAGAAGACGGCACUGACCAGCAUGCUGAACACGUGCUAG